CUGAGGGGAAACCUUUUAAAGUAGUCCAGCAGACCUUAAUUGGCUGCAGGUAUCUGAUUAACCUGCUACUUCAGGCAAUCUCUUAAUUAGACUCAGAUCCUGCCUGCCUUGAUUAUGUGGCAGCAGUCUCUGGCAGUUUAUUCAGACUAUUUGGAAAACCAUUCACCCAGUUUACAGUAUGUCUGCCCUCUACCAUACUAGUAGCCAGCUGCCCUGGGUUUCUCGCACAUAUUAACUAUGAAUGGUGGGACUUUGCAUUUUAGUUUUGCUUUCUGAUAUCUGAUGAUGGAAAACCAAAGCAGAAUCCGUGGCUUGCUUCAAACUGCCCUUGACGACCUUCCUCAGGAAGUUUUCAGAAGAUUUAGAGAGAAACUCUCACAUUCUGCCUUUGAGGGGAAGAGUGCCAUCCCCCGAGGUCAGCUGGAGAAAGCUGACAGAACAGACACUAAGAACCUCCUGAUGGAAUUCUAUGGUGGAGCUGCUGCCGUAGAGGUGACCAUCAAUGUUCUCACUCAGAUCAACCUCCGAGAGUCUGCUACAAAACUCAGAGCAGAAAGUGAGAAAGUUUUUUCAAAGGCGAAGAAGAAAACAGCAAAGAUUGAAGAAGGAAGAGGGACCGACCGACAAUGGGAUCAGGAACCAUGUGCAGAGACACAUCAUGCCAAGGAGCAGGGAUUUAAUAAUCCCUCUCUGAAAGGCUCUGAUUACCAGAAGAAAUAUAGAGAACAUGUACAAGAUGAAUACCAAGUAGUAGAAGAUAGGAAUGUUCACCUGGGUGAACAUGUCUGUUUAGACAAAAGAUACACAGAACUGCUUAUUGUAAAGGAACGUCGGGGGCGGGAGGAAAAAGAACAUGAAAUCAUCACCAGAGGAAGGAGACACGCAGAACUGAUGGCUCAACAAACCAGUCUCACUCAGAUUAGUCUUUUAUUUGAUCCUGAUGGAAAUCGACAAAGCACAAGAACUGUUGUGCUGCAGGGAGUUGCUGGGAUUGGGAAAACAAUGACAGCGAGAAAGAUCAUGUGGGACUGGGCAGCUGGAAAACUCUAUCGGAAAAAGUUUGAUUAUGUUUUUUAUAUAAAUUGCAGAGAAAUAAAACAUAUUAUUAAAAAUCAAAGUGGUGCCAAAAAUCGAAGUGCUGCCGAUUUGGUUUUGAACAAUUGUCCUGAUGGAGGAGGACCAAUUAAAGAAAUCUUUGAGAAGCCAGAAAAACUCCUGUUUAUAAUAGAUGGUUUUGAUGAAUUAAAUUCCUUGCUAGAUAUUGAUGACAUUAGCCUGUGCACUGACCCAUUUGAGAAGAGGCCAAUGGAAAUCAUCCUGUGCAGUUUAUUGAGAAAGAAAGUUCUUCAAAAAUCCUUCUUACUGAUCACGACGAGACCAACUGCCCUGGAGAAACUACAGCAGAAACUGGAGCUUCCAAGUGCAAUUUUGAAAUUUCCACGUUAUGCAGAGAUCAUGGGAUUUUCUGCAGAUCAGAGGAAAGAAUAUUUUCAGAAAUACUUCUGUGAUGAAAAGAAAGCAACACAAGCCUUUAAUUUUGUCAAAGAAAAUGAAGUACUCUUUACUGUGUGUUUUGUUCCCAUUGUAUGUUGGAUCAUUUGCACAGUUAUAAAGCAACAGAUGGUAAAAGGGGAAGAUCUCACACAAACUUCAAAAACAACCACAUCAGUAUAUUUACUCUUUUUGACCCGUUUGCUAGGUGAUCACUUCACUAAUGCAACAUGUGUGCAAUCAUUUAAAGUUAACCUGUGGGAGCUUUGCUCAUUGGCUGCAGAUGGAAUUUUAGAACGGAAAAUACUGUUUGAAGAAGAUGACCUGAAAAAACACAAUUUAUCCGUGUCUAAUAUUCACACUCUCUUUCUGAAUCAAAGUAUUUUUCAAACAGAUACAGAAUGUGAAAUUUUCUACAGCUUCAUUCACUUGAGUUUCCAAGAGUUUUUUGCAGCGUUGUAUUUUGUGCUAGAGGAAGACGAAGAAACAAUAAAAAAAUCAUUGAUGUCUAAGAAAGAUGUGAAUCGUUUGCUAAAAAUUUAUGGAGCAUCAAAAAAUAAUUUGAUGCUAACAGUACGUUUCUUGUUUGGUCUUUUAAAUAAAGAGAGACUGAAUGACAUAGAGGAAAAGUUACAUUGUAAAACAUCAUCUGGAAUAAAGGACGAUUUAUUGAAGUGGUUUGAAGCAGAAGCUAAAAAUAUCUCCUCUCUGUCCUAUAAGACCUAUGAGGUACAGCAUGGCCAGCUUGAGUUGUUUCACUGUUUGCAUGAGAGUCAGGAAGAAGAGUUUGCAAAAUGUGUAAUGGAUAGUUUCCAAGAAAUUAGAGUGGAACACAUUAGGCUCACAACAAUGGAUGAAAUUGCUCUUUCAUUCUGUGUAAAGAACUGUUGUAGUAAACAGUCACUCUACCUAUGUAAUUGUACCCUUGGGAUUGGAGAACGAGAAGAAGAAUGGAAAGCAAAGCUACGAAAACGCUUAUUUCCUCUGAGCCCACUGAUCGAAGAUCCAAGAAUGUCAACUGCAUACUCAUUGUUGCAAGGACUGAAGGAUCCCAACUGUAAACUGAGGACAAUAUCGUUGUCCAGCUGCAAACUCUCAUCCGCUUUCCCUAAGGACCUCUCCCCUCAGACCCUCUUUACAAACCAGGCCCUGGAAAAGCUGGACCUGAGCGCUAAUGCGCUGGGAGACCUAGGAAUGAAACAUCUGUGUGAGGGACUGAAACAGCCAGGCUGCAAGCUGCAGGCACUGGUGUUGUGGCAGUGCAGUUUCACAGCUGCUUGCUGUGAGGAUCUCUCUGCUGCCCUCAGGACAAACCAGUCCCUGACGGAGCUGGAGCUGAGUGGGAAUGAACUGGGAGAUUCAGGAAUCAAACUUCUGUGUGAAGGACUGAAACAUCCCACAUGUAAACUGCAGAAACUAGUGGUUUGGGAUUGCCGUCUCACUGAUGCCUGCUGUGGAGAUCUCUCCUCUCUGCUCAACUCCAACCAGUCCCUGCGAGAGCUGAACCUGAGCGGUAAUAACCUGACUGGCUCAGGAGUGAAGCUUCUGUGUGAAGGACUCAGACACCCAAAGUGCAAGUUAGAGAAGCUGGACUUGUCUGAAAACCAGAUGGAUGAAAGAACAGUCAAGGAGUUGGAAAUUUUGCAGGAGAUAAAACCUGGUUUGUCAAUUGCAUUCAGCAGUCGGAACCCAGCGAAGCAAAACAUCCUUGCAUUGCUUGUAUCUCAGCGCCAUACUCUCAUCUCUAGAGUAUUGAGUGAGAUUGCAGAAUUUAUGUGGCAUAUUUUUGUGAUGCACUGGGAGGUUGGACUCAUUCUGCUAUUAAGCAUUGCUACAUAUUAUCUCUUCUCUCACUGAUAAAUAGUGUCUGAAAUUCAAGGUUUAUAGAAGAUUAACUAAUUUUGAGAAAGUUUUCGACUCUCUGAAUGGAACCUUAAUGAUGUAAGUGGAGUUAAAUGAGAAUUGAUUUCCUUUUAAAGCACAGUUGCAGACAUCUGGCCCAUAUGUAUUUUUGUUGUUGCAUCACAUACUCAAAUUCUACAGAAUCUAAGAUUUCUUAUUUAAUUUUUUUUAAACUUACUUUCUUAGACUCAUAGGCUACGUCUAAAUUGCA
Messenger RNA from Pelodiscus sinensis (Chinese soft-shelled turtle), 3604 nucleotides. The record is from RefSeq and is a predicted model, not a curated record. NCBI's taxonomy places the organism in Eukaryota, Metazoa, Chordata, Testudines, Trionychidae.